Molecule: messenger RNA, 629 nt
Organism: Drosophila guanche
Lineage: Eukaryota; Metazoa; Arthropoda; Insecta; Diptera; Drosophilidae
Product: nucleosome assembly protein 1-like 1
Biological process (GO): nucleosome assembly
Cellular component (GO): nucleus; chromatin
Molecular function (GO): chromatin binding; histone binding
Source: RefSeq, a predicted model, not a curated record
UUUCAAAUGGUGGAGGAGUAUUACCAGGUUAUACUCGAGUUGGAGAAGAAUUACGAGCUGAAUCGUCGCCCUCUCUCUAUUGGAAAAAACUCAAGCAAAUCGUCAGCGGGACAGUGGACCACGCUGGGGAGAUGCGAAACUGGCAAGCGGCAAAGGGACGUAAAGUAAAUGACGAGAGCUGCCCGAAUGGCAUACCUAGAUUCUGGCUGAUUGCUUUCGGUAAUAGCUCCAUGCUGUCGCAAUGGGUAGAACCACACGACCAAGCAGCACUCCACAAGCUGACAGAUGACGUCUCAUUCACACUAAAGUUCCAUUUCGAUGAGAACCAAUUCUUUCUGAACACUGUCCUUACGAAGCGCUUCGACCAUCGAGAGGAAGAAGCGCAUGAAGCGUGGCACAGUGCGCUUAGUCAAGGAAGAGCAUCCAAAUAUUAGAGCAAGUCUCGAAGUGCUCGGCGUACACUGAUUAAGGAUUUUAAAAUUGGAAACUUUUUGCACACCAAAUUUAUACCAAAGUCGGUGGUCUACUUUGCUGGUGAAAAUGACGAUAAGGAUGAUGAAGAAGGUGACGAACCUGAAGAAGAAGGUGAUGAAUCUGAAGAAGAAGAAGACGAGUUUGAUGUACAUUGA